This is a messenger RNA of Cladophialophora psammophila CBS 110553, 2163 nucleotides long. RefSeq names its product ubiquitin thiolesterase. NCBI's taxonomy places the organism in Eukaryota, Fungi, Ascomycota, Eurotiomycetes, Chaetothyriales, Herpotrichiellaceae. Gene Ontology annotation, molecular function: cysteine-type endopeptidase activity; cysteine-type deubiquitinase activity. Gene Ontology annotation, biological process: protein deubiquitination. Bases 1 to 2163 code for a protein of 720 amino acids. The transcript is spliced from 4 exons. The record is from RefSeq and is a predicted model, not a curated record. Gene Ontology annotation, cellular component: cytosol; nucleus.
AUGACUUCCUUCUUUGGAAAGCUCAAGAGCCAGAAUGCGUCUGCUCCAGCAGUAGGCGCAUCCACCGCCAAAAAGGACGCACAUGCGCCUCUACCUACCCCUCUUGAGCGCAUGCUCGCGAAUGCUGGUCCGAUUCGCAAUGAUGGCAGUGAUAAAUUCUUUGGCAUGGAAAACUUUGGAAACAGCUGUUAUUGCAACUCGAUCCUGCAGUGUCUCUAUUACUCCGUGCCUUUCCGAGAACAUGUCCUUUCGUAUCCGCGCCGGUCCAACCCCGAAGCCGUCGCCUACGCUCAACUGCACGCCCCUCCUCGGGUCCCGCCGAAUCAACAAAACGGGACGGCGAAGAAGCCGCCUGGGCCUGCAUCCGCGCGAAAUGCUGGAACGCCUCCUCAGCAACAGAAGCCAGAAGACAAAGAUUCGCCGGAGUACAAAAAGAAACAGGCGAUUACCACGGGACCCAUUCUGAACAUGACUUAUGAUAAUUCGCAGGAUUAUGACAUGCCAGAAAGCCUUUUCACAUCGCUAAAGGACAUAUUUGAAGCCAUUGUCUUGACUCAAUCAAGGAUGGGGGUCGUGAGUGGGCACAGGUUCCUAGAAGUUCUCCGCAAGGAGAAUGAGAUGUUUAGGUCCGCCAUGCACCAGGAUGCACAUGAAUUUCUAAACCUUCUUCUCAACACUGUCGUGGAGAAUAUCGAAGACCAUGACAGAAAAUUGAUUGCCCAGAAAAAGGGGGAAGAGCCUCCGCCGGCAAUAGAAGAACCAGUCGAUGUGUCAAGAACAGAAUCAGGGACUGUAUCAUUCCCAUCGAUAUUACCGGUCCCGGCAGCGAACUCUCCGACAAAGUGGCUUCAUGGCCUCUUCGAAGGCACCCUCACUUCCGAAACCAGAUGUUUAACCUGCGAAAACGUUUCCCAGCGUGACGAACCUUUUCUAGAUUUGUCGGUUGAUUUGGAACAGCAUUCAUCUGUCACUGCAUGUCUGCGAAGAUUUUCUGAGGAGGAGAUGCUGUGUGAGCGAAACAAAUUUCACUGCGAUAAUUGCGGUGGCCUUCAAGAAGCAGAGAAGCGAAUGAAGAUCAAGAGACUCCCACGGAUUUUGGCUCUACACCUGAAGCGUUUCAAGUAUACCGAAGAUUUCGGGCGUUUGCAGAAGUUGUUCCACAAAGUCGUGUACCCUUAUCAUUUAAGGCUCUUCAACACCACGGACGAUGCAGAGGAUCCCGAUCGAGUCUACGAGCUUUAUGCAGUGGUUGUUCACAUUGGUGGUGGACCGUACCAUGGCCAUUAUGUCGCCGUCAUCAAGACCCAGGAUCGGGGCUGGCUGCUUUUCGACGACGAGAUGGUUGAACCUGUGGACAAGAACUUUGUCCGCAACUUUUUUGGAGAUAAACCGGGUCUUGCAUGCGCCUACGUGCUGUUCUAUCAGGAGACGACACUUGAAGCGGUCCAAAAGGAGCAGAGGAUGGAAGGAAAGAGACGAGCUUCGCAAGAUCUGACCACUCCUUUGAGUGCCGAGGCUAAACGCUCAGCAGAGUUGCACCGUGUUGAGACCUUCAGUCCACUGAGCUCUCCGGUGUCGCCUGCAGAAUCUGCACAAUUUGCAGUGCUCGAUCAUGCUGUAACGGCACCAGCUCAAUUCAAAGCCAAUGGCCAUGUCGAAACACCUCAAUCGCCUCCACUCACUACCGUUAGACCUACAAGCCCCGUAGUGCAAAGCAAGAAAGAAAGAGCUAAAGAAGAGAAGGCACGGAAAGCCGCAGAAAAACAGGCGGAGAAGGAGAGACAAGAAGCCGAACGACAACGCCGUAAAGAGCUGGCCAAUAAAAUCACGGAAGCCCACAAGAGACAAGAAGCAGAGCUCAAGGCGGCAUUGGAAGCGAGUAGGGCUACAAAGGCCGAGGAGGAUAAGCGGAACGCCCUCGAAAGAGCACACACCAUGCAAGCAAACGGAAGCAGUCCUUCGGGGCUGGAUCGGUUCAAACGAUCGAAGAGUUUACGAUUUGGGUCCCUAACUAAGAGGGACAAGCCACCAUCAAAUCCCUCCGAGGAGCAUAUUGUUCCCCCAGUGUCAACGGACGGUACGGAGCCUGCAGGAAAAGAGAAGGAGAAGAAAAAUCGUUUCAGCAUUCGAAAGAAGUCGUUCGGCGUGUUAUCAUCAUCAUGA